AGUCGCAAGUGGUCGAGCGUAGCGAGGCGCACAAGCUGUUGUGUCGUAGUAUACGGCCUGUGCCCGUCAUCGCGACUCGUGGCUCGCGAUUCUACGCGAUAUAUAGGAUAGGUACAGUGUUGGUGCCGUGACCCGUGCCGCAGCAGCGGGAGAGCACUGCAGCGACUCGGCGUCCAGCGCAUAACAGAGUGAUACAGGCCCGAGAGCAGUCAGUAGCGGCUAGCGAGCUGUCUAGCGUAGACCGCGUGCACGCGGCGGCGCUACCUCUGCAGCCUCCUGCAUAUUACAAAUAUACACAAUAAACUCAUUGUCUGUACGGCUAGCUAUAUAAUAUAAUACGUAACAGUUCAACAGGUGUGGUUGCGGCCCGUGUUCUCUCUGUGUGUAUGACGUGUUUUUGUGCUCGAGCGACUCCCAUAACGAAUGCAGAGUUGGAGUGUUUCGUUGCGUUAAUAAUAACGAGCCAGGGAGCGGAAUAAUAUCGCCUUCGCGGCCAUGCAUCGACGUCGGGAAACGGGUGCCGCCGCCGCCGAGCAGCUCGACAGCUCGGAGCUCGUGGGCCUGGUGGCUCGCUCGGUCGAGGGCACGGCCGCCAAAGGCAUGCCGAUCAAGGGCCACGAGGACCUCUGGGUCGACAUACAGGCCAACACCUUUCGCAACUGGGUGAACGAGCACCUGAGACAGUCGGAGCUCGGCAGGCGGCUCGGGCCCGUGGUCGAUCUCGAGAGCGACUUCGGCGACGGCACGAGGCUCUGCGCCCUCGUCGAGCAGCUCACGGGCAACAAGCACUUCAAGUGGCACCGCGACCCCGUCAAUCAGCAUCAGCACCUCGAGAACGUCUCGGCUGCCCUCAAGGCCGUCGAGGCCGACGGUGUCAAGCUCGUCAACAUCGGUAACGUCGACAUCGUCAACGGCAAUCACAAGCUCAUCCUCGGUCUCAUUUGGUCGCUCAUCGUUAGGUACCAAAUAGGAAAGUCCAAAUUUCCACCGAGAAAAUUGAUGCUCUCCUGGCUCAAGGCCGUUUUGCCGGAAUGCAGAGUUAACAAUUUCACGACCGACUGGAAUAGCGGCAUCUAUUUGAGCGCCUUGCUGGAUUACUGCAGGCCUGGAUUGUUCCCUCACUGGAGGCAUCUCGAUCCUCAUGACAAAGUUUACAAUUGCGAAAAAGCCAUGGAAAUGGCGAAGCGAGAAUUCGACAUACCGAUUGUGCUGCAACCCGAGUACCUGGCCUCGCCCUAUCUCGACGAACUCUCCGGCAUGACGUAUCUCUCUUACUUCAUGAAAGACGGCUCGCCGGGAUUUCAUUCCACGCUCAGAUGGGUCAAUUCUCAAGUGCCGCAUUGUCCUGUUAAAAACUUCACCAGCGACUGGAACGACGGUCGAGUCCUUUGCAGUUUGGUUCGCAAAUUGGGCGGACCGGCGCCGGCUUACGAUCGAAUCGAUUCGAGACCUUCGGCUUGGGAGCACAAUUUGCAGUUGGGCAUCGACGCCGGCAAAAAGUUGGGCGUCGAGCCUCUCUUGAAAGCCAAAGACAUGGCCGAUCAAAAUGUUGAGCACUUGGGAGUCAUGGCUUACGCUGCCUUUUUCCAAUGGGUAAAACCGCGUCCGCAAAUAAACGAACAAGUGCUCAUACACAUCGACAGCACUUCUGCUAGGAUCCAUCAGCCGGCUCAUUUCAAACUCGAAUUGCUAUCCAAAGAAGUCAAUACAAAAGAGGUUCGGGGUGAAGUUAUCGGUCCUAGCGAUCGUGUGGAGUGUCGAUUAUCUUGGAGCGGUUUAUUCGGCAAAGGAACUUUUGUACCAUCGGAAAUCGGUAUGCACAAGCUAAUGGUGUACAACGACGGUGAACUGCUCGAUGGCUGUCCUUACUACUUCCGAGUUCAUCCGCCGUUAACUAAAAUUAAAGCAGCUGGCAUGGAUCCAUGCGCCAUUGGAUCGAUCGUCGAAGUUCUAGUCAAUAGUUUCGGUACUAGUCAUGAAGGUAUUAAGGUAACGGCUUUGUCGCCGUCGGGUCGCUCGUUGGCCUGCCCCGUGCGCGCCAACGACGGCGUCCACGUGGCCAGCUUCCAGCCCGACGAGACCGGCGAAUGGAGCAUAGCCAUCACUCACAAAGGAGCUUACAUACAGGGCGGCCCCUUCACCUGUUUCGUCUUCGAUCCGCACGGUAUUCGACUACUCGACACGGAAGCUGCCGUACCGGGCCAAAUGUUCACUUUUACGAUUGACGCCAGCGGUACCGGUGGUCUCGGCGACAUCGCCAUAGACAUAGUCCACGACAAGCGCUCGAUCAGCCAUUACACGAAAGAGCUCAGCGACAUGAAGUAUCGCGUGUCUUUUCUACCCAAAGAACCCGGCAAAUAUCGAGUGUACGUGUACUUUAACGGUUCGGACGUGCGCGGGUCGCCUUUCCCCUUGAAGAUUGGAAACACAAGAGGAUCGCGACGAGCCUCCAAAGAUAGUAUUUUGAACGAGAGUUUGGACAGAUCUUCGAGUACGUCUUCCUUGGAGCGCAAAAUGAAUGGCCUGAAUAUGUCCAAGCUCUCGAACAGUCCAUUGUCCUCGGCUUACCCGAACUCUUUUAAAGUCCGAGACAACGCUAGUAAUAGUAGCAGCAAGGAUUCAACACCGCAAAGACUUUACAAGUCAACUUAUGACCACGGUAUCGUCACUCCACCCCGAAAUGUUCUCAACAAAAAUUCCAAUCACUGGCGUCAGUCAAGUUUUAACGAAGAAUCCAAAGAUGAGUACCAGACGGAGUCGAGCUACGAAAGUGGUGUACCAUACGAGAACAAAUCUAGUCUAAAAAAUUAUUACAACAAAGCCACGAAUUCCAAAGUGACCGAAGCCAAAUCUUACGGGACAACGAGUAAAAGAAAUGUUUCGGAAAACGGCGUCGUUGAUACGAGCAGUAACGUGAAAGUUUCCUCGUCUUCGGUCGGAGAAGGUUUAUUGAGACGUGAUUCUUGGGAUGCCAUAGCAAAAACAAAGUCGCUUCUCUCUCAUGGCAGUUUGGAGUCGCUGGUAAAUCUCGCCAAAUCAUCAGUGGCCAAUGAGUCAAAGAGCAAUAAGGACUUUGAUGACGAUUUCAAUGGAUUGUAUUCUGAAGAAAAACAGUACAAAAACGUAAUGAACUAUUCAUCUUUGCAAAGAAAAAAGGUAGAAUCAGAGUACGUAACGACAUUUACGCGCGAUGACGAAUCCAUUUUAAGCUCUCGAGCGAUGAAAGAAAUCCCAGUGAAAAUCGUAGAAACUCACUCUUCCCCCGUUGCCAAAUCGUAUUUGGAAGACAAGUAUUCAAGAAUGCAACCGAAAGCGAAUCAAGCCAUGGUGACAGGUAGCGCUUUGGAAAAUCUGCCGCUUUAUCGUCCUACCUCGUUCACUCUGGAUUCGAGUUUAGAAGCAAGUAAAAUUUCGGUCAUUGUAACAGGCCCAAAUGGAAGGCCAGUACCGGUACAAAAAUCGAACUACAGAAAUCAAACUUACACGAUAACUGCUGAUCAAAUAGGUGAAUACACAAUACAAGUUCUUUUCAAUGGAAAACAUGUAACCGGCUCGCCAUUUAGAUCGCAAGCUUACAACGCUCAAGCCAUCGUAGUCGGCGACAUUCCCGACGGAGUAAUCAACGAACCGGUCGAAUUCGAAAUCGAUGGCUCGGACGCUGGCUCGGGAAAUUUGGAAAUUCUCGUGAAUGGUGGGCACGUCACGAGUUUCGUCACAACGCUCGGCAAUCAACGAUUUCUCGCCUCUUUCGUGCCCCACGAGGCAGUGUCUCACUUAGUCGAAAUGACUUUUAACGGCGAAGCCGUUCCAGGCUCACCUUGGAAAGUGAAUAUAAUGCCGAGUCCCAAGAUGUCGGUGCUCGGCGACUCGGUGCGUCUGGUGCCCGCUGGUAGUCCGGCUGUCUUUGAAUUAUCUGCACUUGGAUUCAGCAGCAACGAGAUCCAAGUACAAAUCAUAACCCCCUCGAAACGUCAGAUCGGAGCUCGAAUAGACGAAGAGUCGAGCCGCAAAGGCGAAUUUCGAGUCUCGUUCAUCCCCCAGGAGGUGGGCAGUCAUCUGGUGGAAAUCAGCAUAGCCGGUCAGAAGCUACCGAGCGGGCCCCUCGUAGCCAAAGUCUACAACAGCAGCCUGAUCCACGUGACGGAGGUGCCGAGCGCGGUGGUCGGUCACGCCUGUCAGUUCCGCGUCGACGCGUCGGCCGCCGGCGAGGGCCAACUCGAGAUCUCGAUAAACGAGGGCGAGGUGCCGAACCACGUGCAGGUCGUCGGAGGGGGUCGCUGCCUGGUCAGCUUCACCCCGGAGACGGCCAAGCCGCACUACAUCGACAUCAAGUUCAACGGCGAGCCCGUGCCCGGCUGUCCGUUCGCCUGUCUCGUGUCGGACACGUCCCGGGUCAGCUUGAGCCUGGCGCACCUCGAGCUGCUGCCCGUCAACGAGCCGGCCAGCUUCCACAUGGAGGUGGACGGGGCCGGCAUAGUGAGCGGCGCGGCCGAGCUCGUGGUGUCGGUUCGAGGGCCCGGAACGAACGACCUGCCGGUCCGCGUGACGGGCGACGUGCACCAGGGCUUCACGGCCGAGUUCACGCCCCGCGACGUGGGUGUUCACGCGAUCAACGUCGAUUACAACGGACACCCGGUGAACGGCACGCCGUUCCUCGCCAAGGCCUUCGAUGCCCAGCGGGUGCACGUGGGCCCGCUGGCUCGAGCCAGUGUGGGACAGCCCCAGCACUUCUCGGUCGACGCGUCCCAGGCGGGCGAGGGCAAUCUCGAGAUCACCAUCUCGGCCAGGGGUCAUAACAUCCCGACGCAGGUGACGCCCCAGGGCAACGCUCGCUUCUCCGUCGGCUUCGUGCCGUUCGAGGCUUGCGAGCACCUCGUCAACAUAGCCUUCAACAAGCGCACCGUACCCGGCUGUCCGAUCGUGGCACGAGUCGCGCCCGACGCCCACGUCACCGUCAGUGGUCAGGCUCUGAGCAGCGCACCGCUGGGCAGGCAAAGUGCCCUCACGCUCAGCAAUGUCGCUGGCAGUCUCGAGGACCUCGAGGUUAACGUUGAAGGACCAAACGGACAGGCAGUGCCGGCUCAAGUGACCGACAACAAGGACACAACGUGCACGGUGUCGUUUACCCCGCGCAUCGUCGGCGAACACCGUAUCUCAGUGAGCCACAGAAAUCAGCCGGUAUUGGGUAGUCCAUUCAGCUGCAAGGUAUACGACGUGGCCGCUAUCAAAGUCAAGGACGCGAAACGCGGCGUUAUCGGAUUGCCGGUCACAUUUCUCGUGGAAACGAGCCAAGCUGGACCAGGCAACCUGGAGGUCAAAGUCAAUGGCGGCCGAGUUCCUACCUCGGCUCAAGCCCAGGGCCCGCACACCUAUGCCAUCUCCUUUACUCCGAGGGAGCCGAUCACUCACACGGUUGAUCUCCGAUUCAAUGGCGAAGAUGUACCUGGUAGUCCAUUCACCUGUCAGGUAAAUGACACGGCAAAAGUGUUGGUGAGUGAGGCUCUGGAGAAAGUGUCUGUCCAGAGGGUUGCUUCGUUCGUCAUCGAGGCUGAUUCCAAGCCAACCGUCGACGUGCUGGCACCGACCCGCGAAAGCCUACCGGUCAUCAUCGAUCAAACUGGCCCAACUACUUACAAUGCAGGCUUUACCCCGAAAGACGUUGGUGACCACAGCGUCCAGGUCAAGCUCAAGGGAGCUCAUGUUCAGGGCAGUCCGUUCCUUGUCAAAGCUUAUAACGCUAAUCAAGUCAAAGUCACGGACAUAAACAGUGGAGUCGUUGGAAAGCCCGUCUUUUUCAGUAUUAAUGCGAGCCAAGCUGGAGCAGGAAAUCUCGAGAUAAUCGUCGCAGUCAACGGCAAAAACGUGCCGAAUUUCGUGCAGAGCGAGGGAAACGCUAAAUUUCGCGUGAAUUUCAAGCCUCAAGAAGCUGCCCUGCACAGUCUGAGCGUACGUUUCAACGGUGAGCCAGUGCCAGGCUCGCCCUUUACCUGUCAAGUAUUCGGCAUUGGCCAAACUCUCAUAUCCGGACAUAACUUGAAAAUGGCUCCAGUCAAGCAGCCGAUCACGUUUGUCGUUGACCCACAAGCGGCCUCCAACAAGUGCGAUGUCAUCGUUACACCUCCGUCGAAUAUCGCCUUGCCCAUAACCAUCGAACCUCUGGAUCAGAAAUACAAAAUAACCUUCACGCCCAUCGAAGUAGGUCGGCACAAUGUCGGUAUACUCGUUGAUGGUGAGCCGAUCAACGGCUCUCCGUUCGCUUGCAAUGUCUACGACGUUACUAAAGUCCACAUAUCCGGCUUGACCGAGGCGCUUUUGGGUCAAGCUACGACUUUCACGGUUGAUGCUGCUCAAGCUGGUGAGGGUACCUUGGAACUCGUCGUCAGUACGGAAAAUAAUACCGUGAAAGCUGAGGUCGUGGCCUGUGCGCGAGGAUUGUACGACGUUACUUUUGUACCUCAAACAACAGCUCCUCAUUACGUGAAUAUUAGCUUCAACGACGAUAAUGUACCUGGAAGUCCCUUCAAGUGUUUGGUAGUGGGCAGUAUUUUGGAUGGACCUACGAUGGUCAGAGUUGGCAACACGGCCUACAUAGAUCUAGAUACGGGUGGCUUGGUUGGGCCGAUAAACGCCGAAGUCACAGGUCCGGACGGCAUCAUAAUACCUUGCAGUUUAAUCAAAUUGGAUUCACAUCUGCAUCGGGUUGAGGUUCGCACGAGACAAGUUGGAACGUACAACGUCGCAUUCAGUCAAGACUCGAAAGUCUUGAGCACGCAGUCCAUUCAAGCAUUCGACCCGAACAAAAUCGUCCUCCAGGAGGUAUCGGACGCUAUAUGCCACAGACCAGCGAGCGUCGUAGUUGCUAUACCAAAAGAUGCAGGCCCCGGCAAGCUAAGCGUCCAUGUCCGCUCUGGAGGCGCCGAUGUAGAUAGCCUCGUUCGUGAAAAGGAUAAAGGGCUGUACGAGAUUAUAUUCCAUCCGACGAGAGCAGCCCCGCACAGACUUCAUGUUAAAUAUAACGACGUGCAUAUACAGGGAAGUCCUUUGGAAGUUGCAGUGCGUGGCCCCACUGGCGGUCGCGAGGUCACUGCCACUGGAUUAGGUCUUUAUCAAUCGAGCAUUGGAAAAGUUACAUCGUUCUCCAUCGAGACUCUAGGCAGACCAGGAAAAGAAUUCGACGUUGUUAUAAGCAGUCCACAAGGCAAUGCUGUGCCGGUGCGUUGCUAUCAGCAUCGUGAUGGAAAUUUACUCGCAGAAUUCACGACUCAUUCAGUUGGAACUUACAAAAUUGAUGUACUUCACGGAGCAAAACCGGUAUUGGGUUCACCAUUUUACUGUCAAGCGUUCGAUGCAAACAAAAUAAAAAUACACGAGCUGGGGCCUUCAGUCAUCUCCGUGCACGAUCAUUUUGCAUUCAAAAUUAUAAAAUCGGAAGCAGGCGUUGCCGAGCUCGACGUUACUGCUACAAGUCCAUCGGGCCAGGAAUUACCUCUACACAUAACUAGCUUGAACGAUGGCGCAGAAAUGGUUGAGUUUUCUCCUAGCACCUCGGGAUCGUAUAGCAUCAACGUCAGCUAUGGAGGCUGCCCAGUACCAGGUUCACCGAUCGUGUGCACCGUAGAGUCUACUGGUCAAGCGCGUGCAAAAGGUCAAGGUCUGCUUCAAGGUCACGUAGGUAAACCCGCUCACUUCACUGUAACGGGUAGUCGCAGUCCCCCUGCCAUACAAGUCGACGGACCCGAUAGUGUUGCUAAACCUACGAUCGAAGCCGGUCCCAGUCCUGGAACUUGGAACUGUUCGUACGUCCCUAGCGAGCCUGGAGUUUUCGACGUAAGAAUAGCAUGCGCUGGACAUCAACUUCCAGGAUCACCCUGGCACCCAAAGAUCGUCGACAGUCGUAAUCUUCGGGUGAUUGGUGGAUGGCCAGCACUUUGUGACGAAUUUGGACGUUUGAAACUAGCAGCUGGUAGUAAAAUAAGCUUUGAUACGACCGAAGCUGGACCAGGCGAACUUACUGGAACACUAGCUGAUCAACCUUUAGAUUUUGAAAUGACAUCAAACAAUCGAUUGAAACUCGUAGUUCCACAAGUUAAUGCUGGCGAACAUCCUAUGGAAAUUCUUUUCAAUGGAGUGCCUUUCCCUGGAGCACCGAAACUUGCUGUUGCAACUGAAUCAGAGUCAAUAUCUACGGAUUCGAGAGUUAUGUUGAGAGGUCGUGGAUUAACUUCAGCCAAAUGCGGAGAACAAGUUAGUUUCACCAUUGAUGGGUCGCAAGCUGGAUCAGGUACCCCACAAGUACAGAUAUUUUCUCCGACCAGCGAAAUCGAUGUAGUCUUACAACAUCUCGGUAAUAGUGUAUAUCGAGCGAGUUAUACACCAUUUACUACAGAUUCACUAUUGAUGACCGUGUCUUGGAACGGUCGGCAACUUAAAGGUUGUCCUCUGCAAAUAAAUGUCACAAGUGCAGCUGAUGCUUCUCGGGUCAUAUGUUCAGGCCAAGGUUUGAAGUAUGGCGUUGUUGGCCAAGAGAUCAAAAGUUUUAUCGAUACUCGACGAGCUGGUCCAGGUGAACUAACAGCUCAAUGUGUAGGUCCUCAUAAAGUUGCUUAUUGCGAACUUUAUGAUCAUGGUGAUGCGACAUUUACUCUCAACAUAAAACCUCAAGAAGCAGGAAGACACGCCUUAACGAUAAAAUACGCCGGUGAACACGUACCUGGCUCUCCAUUUACUCUGAAAGUAUCCGGAGCUCCUGAUGCUUCGAAGGUGCGCGUAUACGGACCGGGAGUAGAACACGGUGUUCUAGCGACUUUCCAGUCACGAUUUAUUUGCGACACUCGAGGAGCUGGUGCCGGUCAAUUGACAGUGAGAGUUCGUGGACCCAAGGGCGCGUUCCGAGUAGAAAUGCAACGCGAGACUCAAAAAGAUCGUAUUAUUUUGUGCCGCUACGACCCAACCGAGCCGGGAGACUAUAGAGUUGAAGUUAGAUGGGCUGGUGUAUUAGUGCCAGGUUCACCGUUUCCCGUUAGAAUUGUCGAUACUCAAGACGAAUUAUUAAUGCUUACACAGGGCAACGAAAGUUGUAAUACAGGUCACCAUACAAUCGCAUCCUGGAGAGGGUCCCAAGCAAUAUUGUAAUCUCAUACCUAAUUGUACUUAACUUAACUGUUUUUGUUAUCACUUGGACGAGUCUAAACUAAUAUUAUUUAUCAUUUAAGCAACCAA
This is a messenger RNA of Trichogramma pretiosum, 9219 nucleotides long. RefSeq names its product filamin-A (gene jbug). Gene Ontology annotation, molecular function: actin filament binding. Gene Ontology annotation, biological process: actin cytoskeleton organization. The transcript is spliced from 22 exons. The record is from RefSeq and is a predicted model, not a curated record. NCBI's taxonomy places the organism in Eukaryota, Metazoa, Arthropoda, Insecta, Hymenoptera, Trichogrammatidae. Bases 496 to 9132 code for a protein of 2878 amino acids.